AUGUCAACUACUCCUCGCAUUCGUGAUACAGAUCACUUGUUUCUAGAGCUCCCUUUGCUGAGGGAUAAAUUAGAAGAGUAUAUCAACAAUAUGUCAGUGGCUGGAGCUUGGAGCCAAAAUGCUAUUCAAGCAACAUAUGCAUGGCUGAAGGAGGGAUUAAAACCUCGCUGUAUCACAAGGGAUCUUAAAUGGGGAGUUCCUGUUCCACACGAGAAGUAUAAAGAUAAGGUAUUUUACGUCUGGUUUGAUGCCCCCAUUGGAUAUAUCUCGAUUACUGCAUGCUACACCAUGGACUGGGAGAAGUGGUGGAAGAAUCCUGAAAAUGUGGAGUUGUAUCAGUUCAUGGGUAAGGAUAAUGUGCCAUUUCACACGGUUAUGUUUCCUUCUACACUUCUUGGAACUGGUGAAGAGUGGACAAUGAUGAAGACUAUAAGUGUCACAGAAUAUUUAAAUUAUGAAUCAGGAAAGUUUUCCAAAAGCAAAGGAAUUGGAGUUUUUGGUAAUGAUGCAAAAGAUACGAAGAUUCCUGCAGAAGUAUGGAGAUACUACUUGCUAACUAAUAGGCCUGAGGUAUCAGACACUUUAUUUACAUGGGCAGACUUGCAGGCUAAGUUAAACAGCGAGUUGCUAAAUAAUUUGGGCAAUUUUAUUAAUCGUGUAUUGAGCUUCAUUGCUAAACCACAAGGAGCAGGAUAUGAUUCUGUCAUUCCUGGUGCACUUGAUUCAGAAUCACAUCAAUUAACAAAAUCUUUAGCGGAGAAAGUUGGUAAAUUGGUUGGCCAGUAUCUUGAUGCCAUGGAAAAGGUUAAAUUGAAACAAGGUUUAAGAACUGCAAUGAGCAUAUCCAGCGAGGGAAAUGCAUAUUUACAAGACAGCCAAUUUUGGAAGCUUUACAAAGAAGAUCCAUCUUCAUGCGCAAUUGUGAUGAAAACUUCAGUUGGACUUGUCUACCUUCUUGCAUCAUUGUUGGAACCUUUUAUGCCUUCCUUUUCUGUUGAAGUACUAAGGCAGCUUAAUAUAGCACCAGAAACACAUCUUUCAUUCUGUGAUGAGAAAGGAGAAACUGAGAAGGCAAAAAAACCUUGGGAUUUUCUACCUUCUGGUCAUAAAAUAGGAAAACCUGAGCCACUAUUUAGGGAACUGAAAGAUGAAGAUGUGGAAUUCUUUAGGUUGAAAUUUGCCGGUAGUCAAGCUGAUAGAAAAGUAAAAGCAGAAGCUGAAGAGAAAAAAAUUGCUGAGCAGCUGAAAAACACAAAAAUAAGAGAAGGAAAUGCAAAGAAACAACAGACUAAGCCUGCUGGUAGCUCAAAGUCAAAGGCUUCUGAAACAGAAAUUUCUAUAUCUAAACUUGACAUUCGUGUGGGUAUGGUCAAGAAAGUUCAAAAGCACCCAGAUGCUGAUUCUCUGUACGUGGAAGAAAUCGAUGUGGGUGACAACUCAACUAGGACAGUUGUUAGCGGUCUUGUCAAAUACAUCUCUCUUGAAGAAAUGCAGAAUCGGAAAGUCUGUGUUCUUUGUAAUCUGAAACCAGCCACUAUGCGGGGUAUUAAAUCACAUGCGAUGGUCUUGGCUGCAUCGAAUGAGGACCACAGUAAAGUAAGACAUGAUGCUACUGACCUUUUAAUUUUCAAUCUUUCAUCUAAUAAGUUGCUGGAGUCAAAUCUUAGUUUAUGGAAAAGCAGUGGGUUUGUACUACUUCCGGCUAUUUCAAAACCAUGCCUCAUUUGUUACAAUGUUAAUAUAGUUGAGAGAAUUAGGCAUGAGAUCAUAUAGGCAUUUUCAAUUUCCUUGGAUAACUGUUAGUCAUUUGAAAGCAGAUCCUAGUCUAUGAAGUAUGGGUACGAGUGCAAGAGGAUAUGACAUGACACAGAUGAAUGCUAAUAAAAAUUUUGAAAAUUUAGGAUAAGAUACAGCUAGGAGACAAAAUUAGCAUCGUUGAUCAUGAUCUAAGUUAUAUCACAUAUUUGGAGAGUUUUUUUGUUUUUAAAU
Molecule: messenger RNA, 1989 nt
Organism: Phoenix dactylifera (date palm)
Lineage: Eukaryota; Viridiplantae; Streptophyta; Magnoliopsida; Arecales; Arecaceae
Source: RefSeq, a predicted model, not a curated record